This is a messenger RNA of Rotaria sordida, 1560 nucleotides long. The record is from the annotation of a GenBank genome assembly. NCBI's taxonomy places the organism in Eukaryota, Metazoa, Rotifera, Eurotatoria, Philodinida, Philodinidae.
AUGUUCGACGCAACGAUUAAGAAUGCAACAAAUAUUUUUUCAAGAAAGCCUGAAGUUUUGAAACAACUUCCAACCGUUCAACGACCUGGUUCGAUUAUUAAAGAAUUUUCUUUAAAUACCUCAACACAUGGUUUACCUGGUAUUGCACGUAGUCAAAGUAUACCAAAUCGUAUAUUUUGGUCUGUUUCAACACUUAUAUUUACCGGUGUAAUGAUUUAUUUUAUUGUUCAAGCUAUUCAUGCAUAUUUCGAAUAUCCUACACAAACAUCUGUAUCGACUAUGUUUGAAUGGCCUCAAGCUUUUCCAGCAGUGACUAUUUGUAAUUAUUCUCCAAUACAAUAUAAUAAAUUUAUUGGUCCUUUUUUAAACUAUACAAAUUCAUUGAAUUUAACAAAUACAACAGAUACAACUAAGUUUACUUACACACAAUCUUUAUAUGUUGCUGAUUUUAUAAAUUAUAAACUUAAUCAUGAAGAUUCUUUGAAAGAGUUUUUUUAUCCACUUGAGACAAUGAUGAUUAGCUGUGAAUACAAUGGAAUAACGUGUUCAGUGGCUAAUUUUACUUGGUUUUUAACGCCAUCAUAUGGUACUUGUUAUACAUUCAAUGCGAAAUUAAAAAAUGCCGUCAAUGGUGGUAUACGAUAUAACGCUGAUAAUGGAAGAAUGGGUAUAUUUAAAUUACAACUCUAUGCACAUCGGCAUCAAUAUGUACCCUACUUAUCAAAUGCUACUGGUAUGGUAGCAUUAGUUCAUGACAAUGCACAAGUCCCUGAUGUGGAAAUGUCAGUACUUUAUCUCUCACCUGGACGACAUCACAGAUUGAGCUUUGCAAAAAAAAUUAAUACUUUUUUGUCGGCACCUUACACAACAUGCAAUGAUAAAGUUACUCUUGGACUACAAGCUAUGUUCGAUGAAUAUCACGGCCCUGAUUAUGGAUAUUCACGAAAUCAAUGCUUUUUUGCCUGCAUACAAGCAUAUACUUAUCAAACCUGUGAGUGUGGAAAUCCUUUUCUUUGGGCUAUUCGUUCCGUUGCACUUCUAGGUGCUGAUAAAACAACUAAUAUAUCAUUUUGUAAUAUAACAAAUCCAUGUUACAAUGAAGCAAGAACAAAUUUUAUGAAUAUAAAAUCUAUUUGGAGUACUAAUUGUCCUGAUUGUAUGCCAGAAUGUUCUUAUACUGAUUUCAUUAUUGAAUCAACAUCACUUCUGGCACCACCUGAGUUUCUAUUGGAUAGUAUAAAAAAGUUUGUUGAAUCAUCAAAUAUUUCUGUAUCUGCAAACUGGUCAACAUCAAUGGCUUCAGAAAUUCAAUCUAAUUAUGUUGCUUUGGAAGUUGUUCCUGGCACGACACGAACCAAUGUCUAUACUGAACAAGCAACAAUUAGUCCAGUUGAUGUUCUUUCUAAUGUUGGCGGACAAACAGGUCUUUGGAUUGGUAUUAGUUUUCUAUCGUUGAUGGAAAUUGCUGAAAUGAUCUAUCGACUUAUACGUUAUCAAUGUCAUAAUCUUCGAAAAAUUAUACAAAAUAGAUUCAGAAUACCCGAAACUGAUAAUUUCUGA